CCUGUGUGCAGAAGGGAAGGUUGAGGGAAAUAUUUCGGCUAAGGCUAGAGACGUGGCGGGACCCGCCGACACCCGCGGGGUGUGAGCGCAGGAGUUGUCUGAGAGCAGCCGCAGCCUCCCCGGCUGGGCGCCGGCUUUCCCAGCGGGGACUCCGGGGCGACGACCCCGGGCCUCUGCCGGGGCCAGGGAGGACUGAAAUCAGAGCUGCAGAGUCGGCCCCCUGGACUGUCACCCUUAAGCGGCCAGGGACCCAGGCGGGUGGCCGCCAGUUGGAGAGCAGGCGGCUGAGUCCUGCGGGCUUUGGAUACCGGUACCAUUCAUCUGUUCAUCUACUAGACAACAAGGCGGUUUAGGCAACGCUACCUUGUCUCAGCACUGCCAAGGCUAUGCGAGAACGCGGCCAGGACAGUCUGGCAGGACUCGCUCUGUAUGUAGGACUCUUUGGGCACCCCGGGAUGCUGCACAGGGCCAAGUACAGCCGCUUUCGGAACGAGUCCAUCACGUCUUUGGACGAAGGCAGCCCAGGAAGCUCGGGUGCAAGUAAGAGUUCGCCGCCUGCUCCCUACCCGUCGCUGGCUCCUCACCUGCCGGCUGAAGAUGCCACGGUGCCUCCCCACGAGAGCCCCACCCCGCUAUGCACCUUGAUCCCCCGCAUGACCAGCAUGAAGCUGGCCAACCCAGCCACUUUGCUGAGUCUGAAAAACUUUUGCCUGGGUACCAAAGAGGUGCCCCGUCUGAAACUCCAAGAGAGCCAGGACCAGCUUCCCAGCAGCUCGGCUUCCCCUGAAACCAGUCUAAGUAGGACCGGGCCUGCACCUACACUGCAUCCAGACCAGGUGGGGUACAGGGUCACCCCCUUGCCUCCUGACUGUCCACUGCCUGGCCCUAGAGAGCCAACCCUCAGAAGCAGAGCAGACAGGCACUUUCUGCAGCACCUGUUGGGGACCGGCAUGAACUUCUGUGUGAGGUACAUGGGCUCCAUUGAAGUGCUGAAAUCAAUGAGGUCACUGGAUUUUGGAAUGAGAACCCAAGUUACAAGGGAAGCAAUAAGCCGGUUGUGUGAAGCUGUCCCUGGGGCGAGUGGAGGCAUUAAAAAACGAAAGGCUCCAGUUAAGUUCCUAUCAACAGUUCUUGGCAAAAGUAAUCUUCAGUUUUCAGGAGUGAAUAUAAAGCUGACCAUUUCAACAUGCAGCCUCACACUGAUGAAUCUUGACAACCAACAGAUUAUUGCAAAUCAUCAUAUGCAAUCUAUUUCAUUUGCCUCUGGAGGGGAUCCUGAUACCACAGACUAUGUUGCCUACGUAGCUAAAGACCCAGUCAAUCAACGAGCCUGCCACAUAUUGGAAUGCUACCAUGGAAAGGCCCAAGAUAUCAUAAGUGCCAUAGGGCAGGCUUUUGAACUCCGGUUUAAACAGUACUUGAAAAAUCCUUCCUUGAAUCCUUGUGAAAGCGAGGAGGUGCAUCCUGAUGGCCCAGCUGAGGAGAGAGAUCAUGACUAUUACAAUGCAAUCCCAGGGAAGCAGCCGCCAGUAGGCGGCAUCUCAGACGUGCGGAUCAAGGUUCAAGCUACAGAACAAAUGGCUUACUGCCCUAUACGGUGUGAAAAGUUGUGCUAUUUACCCGGGAACUCCAGGCGCAGCAGCGAAUAUGAGAACUGUGUGGAACAAAGCAGGGCACUAGGUAUUUCCCAGGUGAGAGGGAUGCAGUCCUCUCGAGUGGAUCUCUUUGAUGACCCCUGCUACAUUAACACACAGGUGUUUCACAGUACACUUGACUGUGCUGGAAAUGAAAGCUCAGUUCAGCCACAGAGGAGCCCAUGGCAUUGUGGAAAGGCACCAAAAACUGUCCAGCCAGGUGCUGCCGCCCAGCCUUCCAGCUCACACUCUUUGCCACACAUUAAGCAGCAGCUGUGGAGUGAAGAAUGCUACCAUGGCAAGCUGAGCAGGAGGGCAGCAGAGAGGCUUUUGGUUAAGGAUGGGGACUUUUUGGUUCGAGAGAGCACAUCAUCUCCUGGCCAGUAUGUACUGAGUGGACUACAAGGUGGCCGGGCAAAGCAUCUUCUCUUGGUGGAUCCUGAAGGCAAGGUGAGGACCAAGGAUCAUGUAUUUGAUGAUGUUGGCCACCUUAUCAGAUACCAUAUGGAUAACAGUCUGCCAAUCAUCUCCUCUGUAAGUGAAGUAAACCUUAAGCAACCAGUAAGAAAGGAUAAUAACCCAGGACUUUCACACUCCAAGAAAUGACAACAUUGAAGUGCCAUCACAGUGGUAUGGGGAGAAUAUUGUGUUAGGACACCGAGACAAGGCAAAUCUUUUCUCUAGAGAACAGAGCACAAACUGAAAUGUGUCUUUCUGAGACCACUACAGACUAGGCCUUUUACUAAACAAGGAACAAAUAGCCUAUCUUCAGAAAAUGAAGUCAGAAGAUGAAGUUUGGUCCAUUUGAAAAGAAGUUGUUAUACAUGUGCACGGAGGUCACUUUUUAAAGUCACACUGCAUUGAUAAAAAGCUAAAAGCACAACUCAAAUUUCACAUGCUAAAGACAACUUGAACUGCUGGGGCAGUGGAAUGUGCCUUUCAACUUGAUAAUCUGGGGACAUUUUCAUAUGGGGAGAUUAAUUCUAAGUGUCUUCAUAUUCUAACUGCAGAACCAUUUGCCAAAAGGUUUUUCCUUCCUGAAAAAGCAAGAAGAAGCAAUUUGAUCAACAGUGUUGACUUAAUUACAUUUUCUGUUUAGUAUCACUUUUUCCUCUAUAUUGUUAAAUAUGAUACUGACGUUGAAUUCGGGCUGUGUCUGUGCCAGUGGAUCGAAUCAAAAGCCACUGAAAGUAUUGGUCUGUUUCAUUAUUCUAACCCAUUUGUUGGUUAAAAGGUCGAGGCCCAAAUUCAUUGGCCAGUGUUCUUCAUUCUUUGUAUUUGGGCUAUUCAUCUGCAACAUGUGAUAAGCUGAAGAGGACAAACCUGUUGGUCACUUCUGAUUCUGUCACAUUCUUCCAGCCUUUAUUUUAAAAAGCUCCUGAGUACAGAACAAACUGUGACAAACAAAACUAGUAUCAUCAUAUUCAGUGUCUACACUGGUUCCAUUCUUACUGAGAGUACAGAAACUAAAGUAUAGGAAACUUUUCUUUUCAUUGGCUGCCACUGGAUCCCAGUCUAACACCUGUAUGUGUCUUAUCACCCUUUCUGCGUACGAUCAGACAAAAUACGGAAGUGAGAAAAAUAUGGGGUGAAGUGCUUGGGAAGACCUGCCACAUUUAGCCCAACUGCUAAACCCGCAGUGUAAUUAAGAACUGUGGAAGAAGCAGUAGGUAGAGGCUAUUUGUCACUGUGACUUUUAGCAGGUUGCUAAAUGUGUCAUGAUUCCAGUUUUCUUGACAGCAAAAUGAGGGAGGUUAGCUAGGUGCAUCCAGAGGCUCAUUGCCAUCUUAACAUAGUGUGAGUCUAUAUGAAGCAAGUUUUUCCUGUAUUAGAGAGGUUAAUAUUGACAAGCAGUCUGUAGUUAUGGUUAAAAAUGUAAGCAUUUCCCUUUUAGUCUAUGUUUGUGCUCUAAGAAUAAAGGGCAUAACCAAGAUCAACAGUCACACAGUUUGACUCCAAACCUUUCAUUAGAAAACAAGUAAUGUUGGUGCAGUAGAUUUGGGUUGCUUUGAAUAGCAGAAAAUGCGUUAGUCCUUACUUGCCUUUUACAUAUAAAGCUAUGGCCAUCAUUACUGUAGAGUAUGUGGUUUGUUUGUUUUCAGUCCUGAGUUUUCUGGACAGCUUUCUUAAUUCCACUUCAGUUUGGCCAAGUAGAUACAAAAGAUACAUUUGGUAAGUUUUACUUUUUGGAAGUCAUCAGAAACCAAGUACAGUGAACUUUCUU
This is a messenger RNA of Nannospalax galili (Upper Galilee mountains blind mole rat), 3858 nucleotides long. RefSeq names its product SHC adaptor protein 4 (gene Shc4). Lineage: Eukaryota; Metazoa; Chordata; Mammalia; Rodentia; Spalacidae. Bases 387 to 2240 code for a protein of 617 amino acids. Gene Ontology annotation, molecular function: receptor tyrosine kinase binding. Gene Ontology annotation, biological process: intracellular signal transduction; cell surface receptor protein tyrosine kinase signaling pathway. The record is from RefSeq and is a predicted model, not a curated record. Gene Ontology annotation, cellular component: plasma membrane. The transcript is spliced from 12 exons.